Triticum turgidum subsp. durum (durum wheat) is the source of this 2895-nucleotide messenger RNA. The record is from the annotation of a GenBank genome assembly. NCBI's taxonomy places the organism in Eukaryota, Viridiplantae, Streptophyta, Magnoliopsida, Poales, Poaceae.
AUGGAGAGUGAUGUCCCUGCCGUGGAGCUGCAGCCGGCACUCCCGGCAGUGCCAAUGGAUCAGCCAGGCCAGCCAGAGGCAGCAUCUCUGCAGCCGGCAAUGGCGCAGGUGCAGCCGGCAAAGCCGCCGGUGCAGCCAUGGGAGUACAGCCUGCGGAAGUACCUCCUGCUGCUGGCCACCUUGGUGGUGACCGUCACUUACACGGAGGGGUUCAGCCCACCGGGAGGCGUCUGGCAGGCCGCCCACGAUGGCCAACCUGCCGGCGACCCCAUCAUCCGCUACACCCACUACCACCGCUACCUCGCCUUCCUCUACUGCAACGCCGCCGCCUUCGCCGCGUCGCUCGUGGUCAUUGUCCUCAUCCUCAUCCUCGCAAUUCGGCACGACAAGAAGGGGAAGGACAGCCAAUGGGUUGUCGUGCCCCUGCGGCUAGUCAUGGUGCUGGACCUACUCAGCCUCAUGGGCGCGUAUGGCGCCGGUACCUGCCGCGACAAGAUUUCAAUCUUCUACUUCGCGGUACUUGUGGCCAUCGUCUUCCUCUACAUCCUCGUUCUCAAGUUGAUGGACUGCUGGGACAAGAACUCCGAUUCCAGUGCCGGCAUGAUUCCUGCCCCCGUCGCCAGCUCCAUAGACGGGAUGCCCGUCAACAUGGGCUCCGACUCCGGUGGCACGACGCCCAUUCCCAAUCCUGACUCCGGCACGAGUUCCGGCCCUGUCGCCAGCUGCGAUGGCAGGAUGCCCGUCUCCAACGACAACACCGGCUCCGACGACAUCAUGCCCGCUCCCAAUCCCGACUCUAGCACCGACACGAUUCCGGCCCCCAUCCUCGGCUCUGACCCGGCCAUUGUCGACAAACGGUUCCGCGACCGCAAGGCCCUGAAGAAGCUGAAAGCCGAAGAACGGCUCCGCAAGGUCCUGAUGCUUCUGGCUACAUUCGCGGUGAGCAUCACGUACGUGGCCGGGCUGAGCACGCCAGGCGGGUUCUGGGACAGCACCGGGGGCAGCCACCGCCCAGGUGACGCCAUCCUCAAGGACCAGCACAACCCACGCCUGACGGUGUUCUUGCUCUGCAACACCACAGCAUUCGUGGUGUCCCUUCUCAUCACCAUGCUGCUUAUCAUCGACGGCAAGAAGCUCCGCAAGAAGAAGACGGCUCGGUCUCGCAUGCUCUGUGGGUGCAUCGUGGUCGCCCUGGUCGGCCUAGUCGGCGCAUACAUCGCCGGCAGCUGCAGGGAGAUUGAUACCACCGCCUACGUGGCCAGCUUGGUCGGUGCCGUUCUAGCAAUAGCACACAUCAUCCUACUCUAUGGUAUCUACGCUUCAGCGCAACAAACUGAAGAAAUUCAGCAGACUGAUGCUAAUGUCAGUACAAUACAGUGCAGUGGCAAGGAGGUUCUGGACAAGGCUCGCUCUCUUGUUCUACUGCUUGCCACUCUUGCCGCCGCCAUCACCUACACAGCGGGGUUGAAGCCACCGGGAGGACUUUGGCAGGACAACACCAACGGGCACAUGGCCGGUGACCCCAUCCUUCUCACAACCAAUGCUAGCCGAUACAAGGCCUUCUUCUACUGCAACUCGGUUGCCUUUGUGGCCUCCUUGGUGGCCAUUGUCCUAGUCCAGACGGAAAUUCUGGUCAAGCACCACGUGCUGGAGGCAGCCAUGAUACUUGACCUCUUUGGCCUCAUCGGUGCAUAUGCCGCCGGGAGCUGCCGGGGCGUGAACAGCUCCAUUUACGUCAUGGCUUUGGCAGGCCUCGUCCUGGUCUAUGUGGUGAUCCAUGUUAUCUUCUUCACGCUGGAUCACGAGGACAAAAACCACGACAACCAGGCAAAUCAGUUGCUGGAGAAGAGGCGCAAACGGUUGCUCCUCUUCGCGAUCUUGGCUGCGACCAUUACCUACCAAGCCGGCCUCACCCCUCCUGGUGGCUUCCUGCUCCAGGAUGACAACCUCGGACACCAGGCUGGCGACCCGGUCCUCUUGUACAACUUCCCACGUCGCUACAAGGCAUUCUUCUACUGCAACUCGGUGAGCUUCAUGCUUUCCAUCUCCCUCAUCCUCCUCCUGGUGAACCCCAAUCUAUACAGGCCAGCCAUACGAAGCAAUGCGCUAUCUGUUUGUACGGCUGUGGGCUUGUUUUGUUUGAUGGUGGCCUACGCCGCUGGAAGCACCCAACACCUCAAGACAUCCAUCUACAUCUUUGUGUUGGUCGGUGUGGUCCUCUUCGUUGCAGCUGGACUGCUGCUAGUAUUUGCGCUGAGGGAGCAAAACAAUAGUGACAAUUCAGCAGCUGCCGCGUCAUCCAUAUCCCAUGAACAGGAGGAAGAAGAAGAAAGGAACAAGGAGGAAGAAAGGAAGAAGCACGCGAGGCGCAAGUACCUGAUGCUGCUAGGAAUCUUGGUGGCAAGCGUUGCCUACCAGGCCGGCCUGGAACCGCCCGGCGGAGCAUGGCAGAGCAGUGGCAAUGGAUAUGAGGCAGGCGAUCCGGUGAUGCAUGAUAUCAGGAGGCCUCGGUACCUUGUCUUCUUCUACAGCAACUCCUUUUCCUUCGUGGCUUCCAUUGUUGUCAUCAUGAUGUUACUGCCGCACUGGCUGCCAAACAGGAAGAAAGAAGAAUGGGAGAAAUGGUCGUUGAGGGUGAUGAACUGGACGAUCCUGCUGGAUUUGGUCGCUCUCCUAGUGGCAUAUGCAGCCGGAUCCAGCAGGGGUUGGAAGACGUCUGUGUAUGUCAGCAUGCUCAUACUUGCCGUUCUGGGCUACUUUGCAAUCCAUAUGACGCUGUCAAUAUGGUCUGAUCGUUGCCAUCGCCGUCGUCCUCUCCAUGAGAGGGUUGAGAGCAGCCAAGAAAAUCCUCGAGUUUGGAUAAACCUGCUUCCCAAUUGGAGCAUGCCAGCGUGA